AUGCCUCUGCUUGCCCCUGGCAGCCCAGGCACUUCGCCCGUAAGGCUGAGAUUGCCUGUUAGGAGAUCUUCGACCAUCCUCCUCGUCUUCACGAUCCUCAGCUUCUUCAUGCUUGUUUACGCCUCAAGAAGGAUAACUAACUGGUCGAUGAUGGAUGGACCGAAUGCGCCGUACCGGAGCGAGUACUCGCCGAUGGGUGUUUGCCCCGAUGGGGAGAAUUGUUCGCACGCAACACAGCCUAACUCCGUUAAGCAGUCUGAGACUGCCUCCUCGAUUUCGUCGACGUCGUUCACGGAGUCCACGCCGCCUCCAGCACCCCCGCAACCCCAAGAUCCCCUGUGUGAAGGUUUCCCUAAUACCAGCAGUGUGCUGUUGGUCAUGAAAACUGGUGCUUCCGAGGCCUUCGCUCGCGUUCCGACUCAGCUGAUGACGAAUCUCAGGUGUCUGGACGACUUUCUCAUCUUCAGCGACAUGGAGCAGGAUAUUGCCGGCUUCCACAUCUAUGACAGCCUCGACAAGGUUCUGCCGGAAGCGCGCUCAGGGAACCCAGACUUUGACAUCUACCGUCGUCAGCAGUGGUGCUUUAUUGAUCAGGACAGCUGCAAUAAGCUAGGCGAUCCUGCGAAGGAGGGCUGGAGCCUGGACAAGUACAAGAACAUUCAUAUCGCUGAGAAGACAUGGGCCAUGCGUCCCAACUAUGACUGGUACUUAUUUGUCGACGCCGACACGUAUGUUGUGUGGUCGAAUCUCAUGCAAUGGCUGAGUACGAUGGAUCCGAAUAAGAAACUGUAUCUCGGCAGCGUGGCCUUGAUCGGAAAUUUCCCCUUUGGCCACGGCGGUUCAGGGUACAUCGUCAGCAGGGCUGCCAUGGAGGAGUUCGUGGGCAAGCAUCCGGGUGUUGGGAACGAAUUCGAUGUGCGCGCGAGAAAAGAGUGCUGCGGUGACUAUUUGUUUGCGGUCGCGAUGGAAAACAAGACCGGAAUCAAGGUUCAGCACAUGUGGCCCACCAUUAACGGCGAGAAGCCGUUUACUCUGCCAUACGGCCCGUCGCAUUGGUGCCAUCCAAUUGUGACCAUGCACCACUUGAAUAGCGAUGAGAUCAACUCUUUCUUCAACUUCGAGAGAAAGUUCCUUGAGUCUCACCCACCCGGCACCACGAUCCUAAUGCGCGAUAUCUAUGAACACUUCCUUGCCCCCAACCUCCUGCGCAUCCGAGCCGACUGGGAUAACCUCGCCGACAACCGCUUCUACCUCGAUCUCACUCGCCCUGGAGGUCGGUCCUACUGGGACGAUUGGAUGGUGAAGCGGAUGAAGAAGGAUGAAGAACUGAAUGAGAUGGAGAAGAAUGCGCACUUGUCGUUUGAGGCGUGUGAGAACGCGUGUCGGAGCGUCUCCGAGCAUGAGUGCUUCACCUUCCGGUACCAGAACGGCAUGUGCGCGUUUGGUAAUGCAUUCAAAAUCGGCAAGCCGGUGAAGCGCGAUGAUACAAAGGGAUCGAUGAUGAGUGGCUGGUUGACCGAGAGGAUAUCGGAAUGGAUCCAGAAACAGGGGGAGUGCAAGGUCAAGUGGCCUACGCCUGAGUACAAGGACUAG
This is a messenger RNA of Thermochaetoides thermophila DSM 1495, 1593 nucleotides long. RefSeq lists its product as uncharacterized. Bases 1 to 1593 code for a protein of 530 amino acids. The transcript has 2 exons. The record is from RefSeq and is a predicted model, not a curated record. NCBI's taxonomy places the organism in Eukaryota, Fungi, Ascomycota, Sordariomycetes, Sordariales, Chaetomiaceae. Gene Ontology annotation, molecular function: glycosyltransferase activity. Gene Ontology annotation, cellular component: membrane.